Molecule: messenger RNA, 2196 nt
Organism: Girardinichthys multiradiatus
Lineage: Eukaryota; Metazoa; Chordata; Actinopteri; Cyprinodontiformes; Goodeidae
Gene: pcolceb
Product: procollagen C-endopeptidase enhancer b
Exons: 9
Coding region: 53-1969 (638 amino acids)
Molecular function (GO): protein binding
Source: RefSeq, a predicted model, not a curated record
CUCCCUCCUUUCUCCCCCUCUGCCUUCUCUCCUACUCUUUGAGGACAGCAGGAUGGAGGACAGCAUAUUGACUGUGUGUCUUGUUGUCAUUUCUUUGGCUUUAGGAUGGACUGAAGGGCAGAGUCAAGCUAACAGCACAGAUUUAAGGCCCAUGUUCCCCUGCGGAGGUCACCUUGUCACAGACUCUGGCAUCGUGGCCAGUGAAGAGUUCCCCAAUUACUACAAACCCAAUAGUAAAUGCACCUGGUACAUUACUGUUCCAGAGAGUCAUGUGGUCAUGCUGUCUUUCCGCCUCUUCGACAUGGAGGCUGACCCCACCUGCCGCUACGACUACCUGGACGUCUACAACGGUCACUCGCGCCUGGUGCAGAAGUUGGGCCGUUUCUGUGGGACAUUCAGGCCAGGCGCCCUUAUCUCCACUUCCAACACCAUGAUGCUGGAGAUGGUGUCUGAUGACGCCACUGGAGGGAGGGGAUUUCUUGCUUCUUUCAAUGCAGGGAAGCCACAUAUGGAAGAGGACCAGUUUUGUGGAGGCCGUCUGACCAAACCACAGGGCUCUGUAAAGACGCCCAACUGGCCCAACUCGAAUUACCCAGCAGGUAUCAGCUGCUCCUGGCACAUCACCGUAGAGCCGAGCAAUGUGAUUGAAGUGAAGUUUGAGAAGCUGGAUUUGGAACCUGAUAUGUACUGUCGCUAUGACUACGUGGCAUUUUUUAACGGCGGAGAGAACGAUGACUCCAGGAGGAUUGGGAAAUUCUGUGGAGAUAGCUCACCAGGAAAUAUAGUGACAAAUGGCAACGAGCUCCUCGUCCAGUUUGUGUCGGAUCUCAGCGUGACCUCAGAUGGGUUCAUGGCCCACUACUCCAGUGUGCCCCGUGAGUCCCGUACACCCACAGCCGGAGGUGACUUCAUCCACAGACCUCAGCCUACUUCCAGGCCGCAAAAACCAACAAAGCCAAGGAAACCCAUCAAACCAACACCUAAACCGACUACCACACCAGCUCUGAAACCAACUCCUAAACCAUCUUUAAAACCAAAACUUAAACCAGCUAAAAAACCAUCUUUAAAACCAAUUAAACCCACUUUCAAACCCUUGCUGAGACCAACACGUAAACCAACCACUAAACCUUUCAAACCAAACAUUGAACUUAUCUCUAAACCAACUCCUCAACCACCCCUUAAACUGAGACCUGGGAUUCGUUCUAAAUCAACCACUAAACCACUGCUGGUAAAGAAACCUCCACUUCGCAGACCUACUCCCAAGCCUCCGGUAAAGCCCACCUCUAAACCCAAACCAGCAAAACCCACACCCAAGUUGCCGGUAAGAAAACCCACAGCUAAACCUGGAGCUAAACCUAGACUCAAAGUAAUUAAGCCAACACUCAAACCAAGAAUCCUGGUCAAACCCUCGCGGAAACCUUGGGUGAAACCUAAGCCCACCAUGAAACCCCGAGUCAAAACUGUCAAGCCGACCCCAAAGAGUGGAUUCAAACCAACAAUGAUACCUAAGAUUAAACCCAAACCAACACCUAAACCAGGACUGAGCAGGACCGUGACCAAAAAGCCCGUUGUCAACCAGAUAUCAGCUUUACCUCUCAACCCACUGUGUACACAACCCUGUGCGAGGACAGGAACUCUCCAGUCCAACUUCUGCCCGCAUGACUUUGUGAUUACAGGAAAGGUGACCUCUCUGAAUCCUGGUCCAAACAGCUCAGCAACUUUGGAGGUGUCCGUGAUCAAAGUCUAUAAGAUGGGGCGCCUCAAAAUCAACAGAUCAGGACCCAUCAAGUCGGUCACGCUGACCUCCGCCUGCAAGAAAUGCCCUGGCAUUAUCAAAGGUCGGAACUAUGUACUGAUGGGUAAAGUCGAUGCCCUGGGUAACGGCGAGCUGAGCCCGUCCACCUUCGCCCUGAUUUACCAGCCCGCACACGCCAAAACGCUGGAAAGCCUUUCCCGCAAACCAUGCUGAUGUCACAGCCUCAUCCACCAAUCAGAUCCACAGCAGAGAAACAAAAAGGUUUUGGAAAAGUUUUAAUAAGAUCCUACAAGAUUUUAACAUAUUACUAACAUGAAAAGCUGUCACAUUUUAAAUAUUCACUAUUGAGUAUCUCAUUUUGUAUUUUGUAUGUAAAUUAUGUAUGAAUGAAAAAGUAUUGCUUUGUUAAGGGAUGCAAAAUAAACACAGUUGUUGGAAUA